CAACCUCGUACUCGACAAAACAUUCUCAUGUCAAGUCAAUGGCCAACUUGAAUGACACAUGGUAAUAUUUUCCUCAAGGCUUUCGAGCGGGCAUACGCGAAACGAUGGGCCACCCUAUCUAGGCCUUCCAAGCCGGCGUCGCCUUCGCAGAAAUGCACUUUCUGCCGGCACCAUUCAGCAAGCUCAAAGAAGGGCCAGCACCCGCCCACUACUCUGCGACAUAAUGACCAGCUUCGUCGGAGGUACGCUUCCUCUGGAUCAACAGCAUUGUUCACGACGAAUGAAGGGCAAACUUCUUCACCUCCGGCGCAAGCAUCUACAACACACAAACCAAUAUCCCCAGCACGAAAAACCUUGCGAAAUCUCUUUGUGCCAGGUUGGUUUGUCGUCUGGAUUCGCGAAGUCUAUUUCGACUACUCGGUGACUCCGCCCGUUCCUCGCCUGUACGACCCUAUGAGCAACCCACCAGAGUUGCUGGUCGCAGAGUCUGAGCUGAAUUGGUUGCGCGACAACGGCUGGAACCUGGCCGACUAUGAGCGUUGGAUCAAGGCCUAUCACGCAGACAGCACUGGAGAAGCUAUCAGGAUCAUGGACGGAUACGAAUGGCCAUCAUUCCUGAUUAUGCAGGCAUUGAAGAAGAUUAAGUGCAAUGCGCAAGACCUGGUUGCCAUGUUCCAUGUUAUCGAGCAUCAAUGGGAUAAUCUCAACCUUCGAGAUGACGACGUAAUACAAAGAGUUCUUGAUGGAACUUGUCAGGAUAUAGAGGAGACCAGAUUAUACGAACGAGAACAUGCGAAAGUGACGAUCUGCGUACGGUUGAUUGAACGAGCACGAACUAUUGUACCGGUUAUGCUGAUCAGGAUCGCUGAGCUGUGUCAAAGGUUCGAAAUGAGAAAGAACUUCAUCUGGAAUCAUAUCUUGCUGCUAAUUUCUAAGCCACCGGCCCACACUACUACACAUGAUGUUGGUCCCAGGGAAACAGAGGUCCCUGCGACGAAUACAGCCUAUGUACGAGCUGCACAGAUUCUCAUAAGGGAAACGAUGGAGGAAAGGCAUAUCAGCAUCAGUCAUCGAGGAUACAGGGCUCUUUCCAUGACCACAGCCAGUCAGGGUGUCGAGAAGAUGAAGCAGCUGUUUGACCAAAUGAAAAGAGACGGCGUCAAGCCCGAUGGGGGUCAUUUGGCGCUAUACGAGGCUUCAAUUCUACAUAGCGCUUCAAAACCAAGUCUUCACGAGGCGGGGAGUCCAUCACUGCCGAUUGUUUCAUCCCACGCAGGUCCGUGGGAGAUGGCCGUAGCGAAGCUUCAGGCGGUACAGGAUGCACGGACAACUCUUGCGCUUUUCGAUCAACUCCGGUCAGAGACGCCUGAAACACCCCCCGACCUGUGGGCUUGGUAUACACUGUUGGAUAAAGUCAGAAAAGAAACAACUAUCGACGGGGAAGCAAUGAAGCGUGUCUGGUUGAAGAUUUUGGAAGACGGAGUUGUGCCGAAUAGCUUGUUGAUUUUUCAACUAAUCCGCUCGCUGGGAGAAGACCUUGUCACUGCGAAAUGGCUCCUAAAGGAAGCGAAGAAACUGUUCGGAAUUCCAAUGGAUCACCGGAUUGUCCGCGCCCUGCUUAAAAUAAUGCGCCGACAGGAGGAUUUGAGAGAUCUGUACUUCUUGGUCAAGCGGAAUCCUGGUGGGGAGAAUGAUUGGUUCCCGGAUGCCCACAGCUACAAUGGCUUGAUGAGGGCCCUAAUAUCUCGGAAGCGCUGGGGUGUUCCACCAGGACGACAGAGCAAAGAGAUAUGGGGAUUCUAUUGUGAGAUGAGGGAGAAGGGCAUCCUGCCGAAUGGACCGGUGUUGCGGGCAUUAUGUGUUGCAGCGAGCGAGGGUUGGAGUAGUGGUAUUGAGUGGGAGGCGGGUGUCCGGCCGCAGUUUACGGCCAUUCGAGAGGUCCAAAAUUGGAUCGUGGACCCUAGGUACGAGCUAAUGGACGAUAUCAACAUCGCCCGAUCAUUACCACAUCAGCGCACCUGCGAUGCGCUGGCAAGGCUGUACGCGGAGACAAAUAUGACUGCAGACCUGAUAUUGCUGCUACAACUUAUGGCCAGGUUGCGUUUGACACCAGAUAUCAGCACAAUUUGCAUGUUGGUGGUAAUGGCGCAGGAUUCUCGAAACCCAACCUUCAUGGAAGAAGUCCAGGAGUUGAUUGAAGAACUUUGGCCUUCGAUGUAUCCGACGCGAGAGCAGGUCAGGAACACAAGGGCUGCCUUGUAUGAUGGUCAAGCUAUACAUUCAGACUACAACCGCUACCGUAGAACUGAAUAUUAGAUUUUGUGCUGGUUCAUCCAAAUGUCAGGGCAACACCACAGUAA
Molecule: messenger RNA, 2360 nt
Organism: Saitoella complicata NRRL Y-17804
Lineage: Eukaryota; Fungi; Ascomycota; Saitoellomycetes; Saitoellales; Saitoellaceae
Exons: 1
Coding region: 52-2316 (754 amino acids)
Molecular function (GO): protein binding
Source: RefSeq, a predicted model, not a curated record